CACGUGGCUUGUACAACGUCCUCCUUCACUGCUAACAAAGCCUCCGGGUCCCAGGCAGGCGUCUGCGGUAUGUUUCAAAUUGCAGCAUCCAUUACCGAACAAUGCGGAACCUCUCGUUUUUUUCGAGUUCCCAUACCGACCAGCACGUAAAUUAUGCAGACAGUAACGCACUUCCUCAACGAUGUAACAAGCGGAACGUGUUCUUCGCCGGGUUUUUUCCUACAAUACAAGGAACAUCAUGCAUCAGUCCUCAUGUCUGAAGGAUCCUUGACGCGAUGUCGUACUCAGGGUAAGGUUCCCCUUAGCCGCAGCUUCGACGCAUACAUAUGUUUCACUUUCACGAAACCGAAACAACCUUGUCUUUGCCAUCUUCGCUUCUAAUAGAGUUUAGGCACCAUGUCAGUUCUACUAAAGAGUAUUUUACCCGUGCUCGGCAAAACUCAACUCGAACCCGGCUUCAGGUCGCCAAGUCAACAUGCCACGCAAGAGACCUGUGCUCCAGCUGGGAAAUCAGCUAUAUCGACAAUACCGAAUGAAAUCUUGUCAGAAAUCUUCGUUGCCUAUUCCCAGUCUCAGGUUCAUAGCGUAUGGGAUGUGAAGGAAGGCCCUCGACUGUUGGAGACGAUAUGCACUUUAUGGAGAGAUAUUACUAUAUCCUCUCCUCGUGUGUGGUCUUCCUUUGCCGUGGUUGCAGAAGAGGACACUGGCUGCUCGAAGAUGGUCAGCGCGCUGCAAAUCUAUCUCUCUCGCUCUGCCAGCUGUCCACUCUCGUUCACUUUCACAAGCCGGUCCAUGAUUAGCAGGUCCCACCUUCUACUUGACGUACUUGUGUCACAUUCGGACCGUUGGACGAACGUCACUUUUGACAUGCCGCUAUCAUUGUAUCGAUUUCUCACGCCGAUUCACAAUCGCCUUCCUCUCUUACAUUCUCUGUCCCUCAAAGAUACUUCUCCGUUCCAAAACGACGGUGUACUCACCGACCUCAACCUAUUCCAAUUCGCUCCGCGAUUGCAAAAGCUGACGCUUUGUGGAUUUUGGAACACCAUGCAGGAUUCGUUUCCUUGGCAUCAGUUAACCUUUUUCUGCGACGAAAGUGUACAGUGCACCACGCCCCCAGACAUACUAUUUUCCAUGUCCCAUUUGGAGGAGCUAAUCUACCGGCCAACCGCCAAGAGCAUCCUGACAACGCCUGAGGUGCAUGUUCUACCGCAGUUAAAGAGGAUCCGUGUACUAUCAGGGUAUCAUCUGAAUGCCUUCCUUGAUAGUGUAUCAACGCCUUCUGUUCAGGAGAUCACGUUGGAUGACAUGUGUUUCCGCUAUGAGACGAAAUGUGUCACGAAAAUCCUUCAAAACCUUCUCAUGCGCUCUAGAGCGUGCUUGAAGAUGCUGAAUAUCGAUCACCUUGCGUAUGGUGAUGCCUCGCAUCUUUUGCAUUUAUUCCAAUGCACUCCUCAUUUGACGACCCUCAAUAUACGAUACUGGUCUUCCCCAGAGCUAUCGAAGCUGUGUAGAGGGCUGGUGGAGGACCGCGGUAUCCUGCCCGACCUGCAAACUCUCAGCUUGCAAAGCGACCUCACGACUGCCGUUUAUGAUGUUGUAGACCUGAUAAGAUACCGUUGGCGUCCCAUGUCUGGUAAUGGCAAGCAGCUGCAGUCGGUCAAGCUCUCGGGUUAUCCCAUCUAUGAUAUUUCGUCCCUCUCGAGCUUGCGAAGAUUCUCCGAAGAGGGAUUGGAUGUGUGCUUUGGCAUGUAA
This is a messenger RNA of Desarmillaria tabescens, 1752 nucleotides long. RefSeq lists its product as uncharacterized. The transcript has 3 exons. NCBI's taxonomy places the organism in Eukaryota, Fungi, Basidiomycota, Agaricomycetes, Agaricales, Physalacriaceae. The record is from RefSeq and is a predicted model, not a curated record. The coding region runs from base 397 to 1752 and encodes 451 amino acids.